UAUGCGCGAAGUGGGUUGGUGACGCUCAUCACGUGACUUGACUAUCUCGAACUUGGCAUAAACAAACCGGCUGUACUGUCCGGAGGUUUCGGCCAGGUCCAAGGAGUGGUGGUUGAGUCUACCAUCUCCAAAUCGUUUUGCCCAGCGGACGAGACGGUUGUCUUCAUCCUCAUCUCUCAACAGCAUCAAUCCGACGGUCUCUAGAAUAUUGCGCCGCCUGGCGUUCGUCCACAAGGAGUGUUCCGACUUCGAUCGCGUACCGAGCUAUCCCGAAUUGGAACGGAGCAAAGAGCAAGCCAUCUUUGAGAUUUAUCUGCUGAACAGCAGCAACACUUCGCAUCAGCAUCCCGCGGAUCACCUAUCAACAUGGCUGCUCUCGGCGAAGACCUGCUCGGCGUUGUCAACAAGCUACAGGACCUUGUCUUCAACACAAUCGGCAACGACUCCCUAGACCUGCCGCAAAUUGUCGUUGUAGGCUCGCAAUCUUCAGGCAAAUCUUCCGUGCUCGAGAACAUCGUUGGACGAGACUUCCUUCCGCGCGGCAGUGGCAUCGUCACUCGAAGACCUCUCAUCCUACAAUUGAUCAACAUCCCUUCUGAGCAACCCGAAAAUCCGAGACAUGAGAUCCAAAUACCGCAAACGUCUGCAUUGAUUGCCGGACAGGAUGAAUGGGGGGAAUUCAAUCACAUGCAAGGGCGCAAAUUCUACGAUUUCACCGAAGUCAAGAGGGAGAUUGAGAACGAGACGGCACGCAUCGCUGGCAGCAACAAGGGAAUCAAUCGAUCACCGAUAAACUUGAAGAUUUACUCUCCCCAUGUCCUCAGUCUCACACUUGUCGACCUACCAGGUCUGACCAAGGUUCCGAUUGGCGAUCAACCGACCGACAUCGAGAAACAGACCCGCAACCUCAUCUCAGAGUACAUCGCCAAACCGAACAGCAUAGUUCUAGCAGUCUCGCCCGCAAACGUAGAUCUCGUCAACUCAGAGGCUCUCAAACUUGCUCGUCAAGUUGACCCGACUGGAAAGAGAACGAUCGGAGUCCUCACGAAAAUUGAUCUCAUGGAUCAUGGCACCAACGCACUCGACAUCCUUUCUGGUCGUGUCUAUCCGCUCAAGCUGGGUUUCAUCGGUGUCGUCAACAGGUCGCAGCAGGACAUUCAGGGCAAUAAAUCGAUGAGUGACGCUCUGGCUUCUGAACGCGAAUUUUUCAGAAUGCACCCGGCAUACCGAAAUAUCGCCUCUCGCUGCGGCACGCAUUUUCUCGCGAAGACUCUCAAUCAAACCUUGAUGACACACAUCCGUGAGCGGCUACCUGAUAUCAAGGCUCGCUUAAACACACUUAUGGGUCAAACACAACAAGAACUUGCCUCGUACGGAACGGAUGCUUUCACUGGAAAGGAGCACCGGGGGUCGCUUGUACUGCAACUCAUGACUCGUUUUGCAACAUCAUUUAUCUCAUCCAUAGAUGGUACAUCAUCAGAGAUCAGCACAAAGGAACUAUGUGGUGGUGCGCGCAUCUACUAUAUCUUCAAUUCUGUGUUUGGCAACAGUUUGGAGUCCAUAAACCCGACGCAUAACUUAUCGGUUCUCGACAUUCGUACAGCUAUUCGCAAUUCCACCGGACCCCGACCUUCUCUCUUCGUCCCGGAGCUCGCCUUUGAUCUGCUUGUCAAACCACAGAUCAAGCUCCUCGAAAUUCCGAGUCAAAGAUGUGUUGAGCUGGUCUACGAAGAACUUAUCAAAAUCUGCCACACUUGCGGAUCCAACGAGCUAUCGCGGUACCCACGUCUCCAAGGAAAGUUGAUCGAAGUGGUUUCGGAGCUUCUUCGCGAACGCCUAGGCCCUGCUUCAUCCUAUGUGGAAAGUCUGAUCUCAAUUCAACGCGCAUACAUCAACACCAACCAUCCCAACUUUCUCGGGGCUGCUGGCGCGAUGAGCAGUGUGAUGCAGGACAAGCACGAUCGGGAGAGAAAGGCGGCUUUGGACGACGAGAAGAGAAAGCGCGAUGCGAGAAGAAAGAAAGAGCUGAAUGGUGCAAACGGCGAGAUAGAAGAGGAGGAAGAGAGCAAUACCGCCCCGUUACGUGCUCAUGCGAAAUCGAAGGACAGCCGGAGUAUGAGCCCAGCGAUCGGGCGUGACGGCACGCGGUUGUCCCAUAGCAGCAGUGCGCCGCAGGGAUCGGUGCCAGGCGGAGGCCGGGAUUCGUUCCUGAACUACUUCUUUGGAAAAGAGAACGAAAUGCGCAAUGGGAGCUUACCCGGCCAGUCGGCAGCUGGUCCACUGAUGUCUGGUUCAGGAGGAAGACACGUCAGCCAAAACAAUGAGCCCAGCAUCAGUGGCAGCUUCAGGAGAGGCGACACACGGCCCGUGAGCCAGCCCGAGCCCUUCCAAUCCGAGGAGGGCGAUCGCGACGAAGGCGCUGCUGUAUUGGAUGACCCAGCAGGACCUGCUUUCACUGAGCGUGAAAACCUCGAAACCGAGUUGAUCCGACGUUUGAUCAGCUCAUACUUCGCCAUCGUCCGAGAAAGCAUCGCGGAUCAAGUUCCCAAGGCCGUGAUGCAUCUGCUCGUCAACCACUCCAAGGACGUAGUCCAGAACCGCCUCGUCUCAAGUCUGUACAAGGAGCAUCUUUUUGAAGAGCUACUCUACGAGGACGAUGGAGUCCGAGAAGAACGUGAGAAGUGCGAGAAGCUUCUGGCUACGUACAAGGAAGCCAGCCAGAUCAUUGGCGAGGUUCUAUGAGGUGUCAAUCCGAUCUCUUUUGCCGACCGCCCGCAUCGGCGUGUUGUAAAGAAUGUACAAUGAAUGCUGCUUGUCGACGAUGCUUCUGUGGUAAUGAAGCCACGCUCGCCCCUCCAUCAAUCCUCCGCAAAACACCAUGUUUGAGAGAAUAUGCAACGUGGAACAUGUAUUUCGGAGGUCAAUUUUUGUAUAUUAGCCACGACAUUAAAGCACGUCUCGCGCCGCCACGGUUAUCUGCACCAUUUGUGAAACCAAUGGAUACUAGAGGACGUUGGUGUUCGUGUGAUUAUGAACCUCAGCAACCUGGCAAUAUAUGAAAGGACUUGAUAAUGAGGGAAAAUUAGGCUUUUCAUUUGUCUUGUCGUCGUACACAGUCGAGUUAUGCUCAACAAUGUACAUGCAGA
Dissoconium aciculare CBS 342.82 is the source of this 3146-nucleotide messenger RNA. RefSeq lists its product as uncharacterized. Gene Ontology annotation, biological process: peroxisome fission; mitochondrial fission. Gene Ontology annotation, molecular function: GTP binding; microtubule binding; GTPase activity. The transcript is spliced from 3 exons. The record is from RefSeq and is a predicted model, not a curated record. Gene Ontology annotation, cellular component: membrane; microtubule; peroxisome. The coding region runs from base 367 to 2742 and encodes 791 amino acids. Lineage: Eukaryota; Fungi; Ascomycota; Dothideomycetes; Mycosphaerellales; Dissoconiaceae.